GGCUUUGUCGACACUUCCGAUGACGCCGUUUUGCUGGUCGAGGCUGUCCACCGCAACAUGAUUCCCCGGCUUCAAGCAAGACUUACAGCCGAGCAGCGGGCGGCCACUCGAUCGGGCUCGGUGUACAUAUUCGACGAAGAGGAGGCCGGGAUCAAGCGAUGGACCGACCAAUACAACUGGAGUCCGAGCCGAAUUCAUCACUCUACCUUCCUCAUAUACCGCGAGCUCGAAAAGAUACCUGGCGGAGAGCUCGCCAUGCAGGAUGAGGUCAAGGAGGAAUCGACUGCUCUGGCCAACAACCCCAGCAUUAGCAGUUCCUCAACGCCCAACACUGCCUAUGCCGAGUCCGAUUCGAGGCUCGCACAGCCUGCGUUUACCGCUCAGCUCAAAAACAACAUGCAGCUCAAGCCCAAUGGACUCGUCAAAAAGACAUUCUCCAUCAAGGUGUACGGCCGACAGUUCCACCUUGUCUCAUACUACUACGUCGAUGAUGUCCAGAGUAACCUGCUGCAAGCACCCUCGCAGUUCCCCGAGCUAGCCACCAUCACCCCGACCGAUGAGAUCAAGGACCAG
Polychytrium aggregatum is the source of this 573-nucleotide messenger RNA. Its product is annotated as gluconate transport inducer 1/Pac2. The annotation marks the transcript as partial. Gene Ontology annotation, molecular function: DNA binding. NCBI's taxonomy places the organism in Eukaryota, Fungi, Chytridiomycota, Chytridiomycetes, Polychytriales. The record is from RefSeq and is a predicted model, not a curated record. The transcript is spliced from 2 exons.